AUGCUCUUGAUCAUAUCGAAGUUUGUUAGUCAAGUAGCGGUCCGUUCCAGUCCCAUCCUGAAAAUCCAAGAAGCGUCGACUUGUAGUUCAUCUCCAUCUGUUAGCACCGUGGUGUCAAAAGAAACAGCUCCGGUAGUUUCAAAUGGAGUACCGGAUUGCGAAUUCGAGGAGGUGAAUCGUCAGCUUAGUGUUGCACAAGCUGCCCUAGUUGAGUCCGAAAUGAAGUUGCGAUCUCAGCUUGAGGAGACGGGUAAGAAAGAGGAAACCAUUCGUAAAUUGGAGAGCGAAGUUGCACGGUGUACCGAUAACCUGCGAAUCACUGAAAAUGAGAUGAUGCAAAUGCAAGAACGUCUGCGGCAACUGUCGGAAUCAGCUAACGAUCGUCGGAUGGAGCAGGAAUUGCGAGUACAGCGCGAGGUUGUCCGCAGUCUUGAGGAAAAAUUGGCCAAGGCUCGUGAUGACGAGGCAGCUGCUAAGCUCGAAGUGCGUGAGGUGCUCAAUAAGCUUGCAGAAGAGAAGGAAGCGAGUCGGAGGCAGGCCAUGACUAUUGGGGAUCAGAAACGAGAGAUCGAGGCGUUACGAAUGAAGAUUUCUGAUCAGAGUUCUAAAGAGGAUGAGCUCACGAGAAAAUUGAAAAAGGCACUCGAGGAUAGAAAGGAGAAUGGCUUUUUCCAGGAAUCUCUUUCGCUUGCCAAGCAGUCCGAAAUGGAAAUGGAAAAGCGGUUGGAACAAACAAUGAAGCAGGUUGAUCAACUUCGCCGUGAACUUUACCAAGAGACGAAAAAGAAGUCCGACAUCCAAGCUGAGUUGACGAAUGUGGCAAAGAAACUUGCCGGAAUUACGUCGAAUGAGCGAUACCUUGCCGAAGAAAACAUGAAAUUGAAGCGCGAACUCCAAGAUUAUGAAGUACGAUUGGAAGUGCUGAAACAGGAGAACUGUAGUUUGGAAUAUCGAUUGAGUAACUCUCAGGAAGAGCAAAGUAGGGAUCAACAAUGCAUUAGUUUGUACCAAAGUGAGAUCAAGAUGGCUCAUGAACAUGCAGAGGAUCGUGGGAAGUUGCUCAGGAAUUCUGUUAUCGAGCUGGAGAAAGUCGCCGAUCAGUACAAGAGUCUUGUUGAAAAUGAACGUUUGGCAAGGCAGAUAGCUGAGACUAAUGUGAACGAGUUUGACAAGGAGAAGACCAUGCUGAAAGAGGAGGAGAUUCAAGCCAAGGACAUGCAGAUAGCCAUUUUGAGUGAAAGAGAAUCCGAGUUGGAGCUGUCACGUUCGAUGACUCAUCUCAACGAAAAGGCAGCGGAAAUUGAAGAGGCCGAAGCGGUGAUUGCCGACUUGAAGAGGAAGCUUGAUCUUGAAAAGGCGCACAAGAGAGCUGUUAUCGUAAAGCUUGAGGAAGAGAUGGCAAAACGAGUUGACAAGAAGGGAGGAAAGCAUGUAACAAAGGCUGAUCUGUUGAAGAAAGAUCGCGAAAUCAUUCAUCACCAACAAGAAAUCCGCCGUCUUGGAAUCCAACUUGACGAGGUCUACAGUGACAAGGUGCGAAUGAUGACUGACAUGACCAGAGAGUUGGAAGAGGAGCAAAGGGAUAAUGAUGCGUUACGAAUGGAAGUGAAAGAGCUAAAAGAAGAACUUAAUGAGAUGAAGCGACGACGGGAUGGCACCAUCGAUGAGACACGAUCGGUCGAUUCACGCGACAGUAUACCCCAUGCGAUACGUGAUCUUCCACACUCUGGCUGGGUGUCAAUGAAGCCAGAAAAGAGAAGCGCUGGAAGUCGGAAAAUAAAGUGGGUAAACUACUACGCAGUUCUGAACUCCGUUGCCUUCCAAUUGUUCCCUGACGAAAAGCCACAUUCAGCUGCUGUCAUGUCGAUAGAUACCCGCCAACUAUGUCAUGUUCGGUUGGUUACGGCAGCCGAUGUCCGUGUUGCUGAUGCGGAACAGAUUAGAAGGAUAUUCCAUAUUAUGUUCGAUGACCGUGAUAGUGGCUCUACAAGUCGAAAUGCCUCAACAAAUGAUUUGAGCGUCACGUCGGCUUCACAGAAAGAUGAAUCCUGGAAGAGCCAUGACUUCCAAGAGUUGACGUUCCAUAUGAGCACCUACUGUGAUAUAUGUAGCAAGAAGCUAUCCGAUCUCGUCCGACCACCACCAGCUUAUGAAUGCAAAAACUGCCGGUUGAAGAUUCACAAAGAUCACGUCAAUACACCGCAAUUGACUGUCUGUAAAUACACUGGUGUUGUUCGAGAAUGGUUAUUGAUGGCGUUGACAAAAGAAGAAUGCAAUCAAUGGGUGAGUCCUGCUGCAGAGAGUGAUGGCGACGCAGAGCUCCAAUCCGAUAUCCCGUGUGUCGUCGAAAAUUCGCCACCAACCGUCGCAUAG
This is a messenger RNA of Cooperia oncophora, 2373 nucleotides long. Lineage: Eukaryota; Metazoa; Nematoda; Chromadorea; Rhabditida; Trichostrongylidae. The record is from the annotation of a GenBank genome assembly.